GGAAACCAGAUUCCGGGAACUGGAGAUACCAGCCUCCAUAUUUUCUUUUUUUCGGUACUUGUAUUUCUGGAAAUAACCGUGACUUACUGAUGGGUAGAAUGGCCGUCCAUUCUGUGUCUCUCAGUUCCUAUUUUCUUUACUCUAGUUGGCGCAUGUUUAAUGACCGAUCUCUGUGUGUUAGGCACCACACUAGGCACGUUGAGAAACAAAGAUAAGGAAGGACAGGCGUCCCUGAGUCUGUAACUGAUUCACAGCAAUGCGGAACGUUGAGUGUGAGAACAAGCAACUAGGUCAGCGCGUGUGUUAGGGUUGAGCCUAGUUUGCUAAGGGUGGAAAUGAACUGGAUGAACUAGUAAACAGUCUUUUCUUGCAUUGGGCUGAGCAGUGUGCUUGGUAUACAGAGAUGAAGCAGAUGAGGUCUUUGUCCUUGUUGUUCACAGUUUGUGGAAAUCAGAGAAAGGUGUGAUGGUGUAAGAAUUUUGGGGAGGGGGUGUUGGGAUGAAUCAUGACAGGGUGUGAAAGGUUAGAGAUUUGGGAAUAAAGUAUGGCUUCUGAGGGGGGUAGCUUUUGGAACACAUGCAGGAGAGUUCCUCUUCUAAGAAGUGAAAGGAAAUGAGGGUGAUCAAAAGAAAUUUGAGAUGGAGUAGAGGAUUUAGCUCUGAGGUCAGUGAAGGCAGAGAUUUUCAAAGAGUAUGGGGUAGGAUGGGUAAGAACUUGGUUCUGAACUAGCCACACAUCUCAUGUUCCUGGGAAGUUUUUUACAACCUAACCUACUCCAGACUUCUUAAAUCAGAAUCUCUUGGAGGUGGGGGAUCCAGCUUAGGUAUGUUUUAAAAGCUACCCAGGGAAUUCUAACAUGCAGGCCGGGUUGAAUAUCACUGUGCUAGAGAAUGGAAGAACAGAAAGAGCUAGAUAUUUGGAAGUUAGGUGAAGAGAAGAUUGACCAGAAUAACCUGUGUUUAUUUUACAUCCAGUCAUUCACCGUAGACUUUCUUUCUCGCCUGGGAGGGAGUAAAACAGAUGAUUGACACUGUGGGUGUGUUGGAAGUUUCAAGGAAGCAAGAAAUAAAAUAAUGACUGUAGUUUACUAUCAUUUUUGACUGUCUGCCACAUACCAGGUACUGACAUUCAUCCUUACAGGAACCCAGCAAAAGGAGUAGUGCUGUAUGAGUAACGGUCAAGAGGUCUUGGUGGUUAGUAAGAUAGUUAAGUGGAAGUCACAGGCAAUCAGCAUAAUGAAACUUGGAGGAAGGUAGCAAAUGGUGGCCAGAGAGCAAGCUCCUAAGCCAUAUGCUGAAGUCUGAGAAAGGAAGGGUGGGAUCUCAGAGGCAGGUGUGGGAAGAAUGAUUCCAGCCAAUGGUGUGCGCUUUGGGAGGUGGAGUGGGAGUGUGGGUGGGUGUGUCAUGGUUCAUGGAGCACAGGACCAAACACCGGGAGAGGGAGGAGUCAAAUGUCUCUGGAGAUGUGGUCAAGGAGCAGUGUUCCAAAAAGUUGGUUUUCAGUUGUAUUGUCUGUUCCAGGACUCUUAAAUUCCCCAGACUCCUUGGUAAGAGCGAAUGACACUCUAGGCUUGGAGGAGGUCCAGCAAAGGCUUCAUGAUGGAGUGAUCAGAGACAUUGAGAGACAAAAUCGGAAAAAAGAAAACAUUCGUCUUUUGGGAGAACAGAUUAUUUUGACUGAGCAACUUGAAGCAGAAAGAGAGAAGAUGUUAUUGGCAAAAGGAUCUCAAAAAACAUGACUUGAAAUGGAUGUCAAA
Leptonychotes weddellii (Weddell seal) is the source of this 1756-nucleotide messenger RNA. The record is from RefSeq and is a predicted model, not a curated record. NCBI's taxonomy places the organism in Eukaryota, Metazoa, Chordata, Mammalia, Carnivora, Phocidae.